This is a messenger RNA of Sungouiella intermedia, 3690 nucleotides long. NCBI's taxonomy places the organism in Eukaryota, Fungi, Ascomycota, Pichiomycetes, Serinales, Metschnikowiaceae. The record is from the annotation of a GenBank genome assembly.
AUGGGGAGCGUUUUGGCAUGGCUCGAUUAUCACGGAUUUAAUGAGUCGUGGAAAGAGACAUUCAGACGUAAUGAGAUUUCUGGAAACAGAUUUCUUGAAUUGGGCAAUUACAACUCCGAGUCAGCAGUGUGGCAACUGAUUAGCCAGAGUUUGGGGUCUGAUGGGCACAACUCGGUAGUUGAUCGGUUCCUUUUGCUAUUGAAGGCAGAGCUGGAUUCUUUGCCUCAGCCGAGCCCGGCAAACUUGGGCUUUGAUUCUGAACAUCUGGCCAAGGCCGAAAACAGAAAAUCGUCUUCCGCGCUUUGGACAUCGUCAUCAAAUGUUACUUCUGGAAUGAAACCAAGGCCAUAUUCAUAUAUUGAUCCUUCAAGCAUGAAGGCCAGCAAAGAGACUUCUCACUCACACAAGUUCUUCCGAAAGCACCGCCGGAACUCUUCCACGGAUUCAGGAAAAGACUCUCCUUUAAGUUCCACUAGCCUUCAAUCAAAAGGAUUUGACUACAACCCUUCCAAGAAACCUCUUGAACAGAAAGGUCUCCUUGACCUGAACUUUUCCAACACUGCCGGCUCAAGGAAAAGUGGAAUUUUCAGCACAUUGCGCAAGUACGGAGGAGAAAAAGCUGCUGGAAUUGUGAAACAAGUCAACUCUCUGGCAACCAAGACGAAUAACCGGAAGAGCACAGCAAGCUUUACUUCGCUUAGUAAAAAGGCAGAAUCUCCCUUCAAGAAUGUCUCAAGAGCCGAGUUAGAGAAUCAAUUGAAGGUCUACGAUGAAACAACUUCUCCAAAAUCUGCAAAGAGCUUCAUCGCUAUUGCGGGAGAGGAGACCGCUGCCUCUUCAAUUGAAAGUAAGCUGUCGUCUCGAUCUGCUAGUGGAGAAACCAAAAAAGAAGCCAUUCAUCCUAGAUACUAUCCUUUACCAAGAGUUGUCCAGCCGAAUUACCAAAAGCUUAUUAUGGUCACAAGAGAUAAUUGCACUUUUGUACCAGCUUCACUUGACCAGCUGGAGAUUACAAACGUCGCUCUUUUAAAAAAGAAGCUUUUUAAAGCAUUGGAUAUCAUCGAUGUGGGAACAAUUACUUUCCACCUUACGGAUUUCAAUGCCAAUCCUGGAGAAGCAAUGGAUAAUGAAGUUCUACUUCUGGCUGUUAAACAGGAUUUUUUCGUGAAGAUAAAGGUAACUCAAAACAUCAACUCUCCGUUCGGAACAGGUACUUUUUCCAGCACUUCUUCGGAUUCCAAGUCUUUCGACACCAGUGGUGAGCAUAACGGCAAAAUAUAUCCUGCUACUCCUCAGUAUAUGUUACAGGAUUCUCACGAUAAGAAUGUGGAUUAUUUGAAUUUUAAAGAUCAACCGCCUCUCACUAAGAUUCCAGAGACACUGACUACAAAUAAUUCACACCAGCCGACUGAUACAAUGCCUGAAUAUGCUCCUUUCAAGUUGUCCAUUCCUCAAAACAAGAAGGUUUCAGCACUGAAGCAAACUGCUCAACACAGAGCUCUCCCACUUCUCAAUACAGCUGCCGUCAAUAGAUCCACUGAGCACCCGAAACCAGUUGUGGACAACAGUGGCUCAUUCAGCGUGGUACGGAAGGAGGGACGCGAAAUUGACUUCGAUAAAAGAAGACAAGUUGCAACCGACUCCAAGGCACCUCGUUUGAUUCCAAACAUUUAUUCUUCGUCAAUGAGCGAUUCAGCAGUUUCACCGAUUUCUGCAUCCACCAUCCGUGCAUUGAAAGACGAAAACUUGCCGCCUUCACCAGCAACAGGAAUUUUAAGACCAAAUGUGCUUAAAGAUGAUAUCUCUCGUACUUCAUCGCAGGGUUCGGAUGUGGAGAAGAAUGCGAACAUUGUCGCAAAGCGAAAAGCUCCACCUCCUCCUUCAAAGUCGAACUCUUUGAAUACCAAGCUCAGUAUGUCAAGCCUCAGAUCGCUGCCAGCACCCUCAACGAGAUCUGACGUUUCUUAUCUGGGAGCGAGUAACAAUUCCAUCUUUAUCUCAUCCAAGAGAGAUUCACAGCGCCGUAUGAGCAGAUCCAGCGCAUUUUCGGAAAACAAGAUUGACUUUGGUGACGUUCCAGAGUUUGUUGAGAGCAGUUUCACUCGUAGCGGCCUGUCCAAUGACAAUGACGAUGAUGAUAGCUUUUUUGUCAAACCACUUAUGAUCCAUUCAUCAAGAGAAAGCUCAGGACAUAAGAACGAUGAGAAUGAAGAUGAUGACGAUGAAGGUGAUGAAUUCUUCAUGAAGAAGCCUUCGAAAUCAAACCGACAACAGGCGGAAACACCGACACCUCAGGGAUCAGGAAGAACCCCAAGUGUUUUGAGCAGGAUGAAUGUCAGACCACCUGUGGAGGAAGUUUACAAUAAUCUUGAGAAGUAUUUCCCCAAUACCAAUUUGGAUAAACCAAUUCUUGAUGCUAGCACUGAAGUGAGCAAGACGAAUGCACAAAAACAAACUUCAAGAAAGCAUUCGAUUUCAAGAACAUUUUCAAAUGCAAACAUCUCCCCUAUAAACCCACCCGAGGGAGUCGGAGAGGACGAGGUGUCUGAAGGACCAAAACUUCGUCGCCGCAUGAAGACAAUCAGAAUCGUUGCCAACGAAGCAAGAAUUAAGAGGUUAGCUAGUCAGAGGGCAGUUAAUUCUAGAGUUGCUCAAGUUGAAAGAGCUUCAACACCUGUUUCUCUCCACAGAACCAAUACGAAAUUGUGGGGUCAAAAGGUUGUGGAAGUUACGUCAGCAGAAAUUGACAAAGGCUUUGUCAGUCGGAUGAGAAACCCCAUGGGUGAUUUCGAAGAGUUCGCCUGGAUUAAAGGUGAGUUGAUUGGUCGUGGAUCAUUUGGUUCGGUGUACUUGGCACUUAAUGUGACCACUGGAGAAAUGCUUGCAGUGAAACAAGUGGUUGUCCGGAAUAAGGGAUCAGAGAAAUCAGAGAGUUUGCAAGCUUUGCAUAAGGAAGUCGAGACCAUGAAGGAUUUGGAUCACUUGAAUAUUGUUCAAUACUUGGGAUUUGAACAGAAAGACAACACCUACAGUUUGUUCUUGGAGUAUGUUGCAGGAGGAUCGAUAUCAUCCUGUUUGAAAUCAUACGGUAAGUUCGAUGAACCAUUGGUAAAGUUCAUCACCAGGCAAGUUCUCGAAGGAUUAAGAUAUUUGCAUUCCAAUGGCAUUUUGCACCGAGACUUGAAGGCUGACAAUCUUUUGCUUGAAAUCGACGGCACAUGCAAAAUUUCUGACUUCGGUAUCUCGAAGAAAUCGCAAGAUAUUUAUAGCAACGACGCAGAGAUGUCUAUGCAAGGAACGAUCUUCUGGAUGGCCCCAGAGGUUAUUCAUAGUAUGGUGGAGGAUAAGAAACAAGGAUACAGUGCAAAGAUCGACAUUUGGUCACUUGGAUGUGUUAUGUUGGAAAUGUUCGCUGGACAGAGGCCUUGGUCCAACGAGGCAGUGGUGAGUGCUAUUUAUAAGAUCGGAAAGACCAAACUUGCACCUCCAAUUCCUGAAGAGUUGAGUGCUGAGGCUAAGGAUUUCUUGAACCGAUGCUUCACUAUCGAUUCGGAGAAGCGUCCAACUGCAGAGGAUCUUUUAGAGCACCAGUUCAUGAGUAUUGAUGCGAAGUACAGCUUUCAAGAAACCAAACUUGGACAGACAAUCAAGUUCAGUUCAAGAAAGACAAUGAUGCCAAAUCGAAGGUGA